UAAACAGCAAAGAAACUUUGGCUUCAUAUAUGCUGAUUGCCUUGUCUGAAGGAAACUGGAAAAAGAAUGAAGAUGUGGAAGCUGCAAUGAAGAAAACUCAAACUUAUUUGGAAUCCAGAAUUGAAUCAGUUCGAGAUGUUUACACUCUGUCUAUCAUGGGAUAUGCUUUUUCUCUUGUUGAAAGCAUGGAAGCUCCAAUGAUAUUGAACAUCAUUGAUAGCAUGUCAACUGUAAAAGCCAACAUGAAAUACUGGGUGAAAAAGACAACUGGAAUGUCAAAAUGUGAAGCAAGGAGAGAAUAUUGUCCGAUGGAUGAUGAUAAACCAAGCACAGCGUCUAUUGAAACUACAGCGUACGUUCUGUUGACUUAUGUAAAGAUGGGACGAGAAGACAUCAUGCCCAUUGUUAGAUGGCUCGUUGAACAACGUGGUGCAUUCGGAGGAUACCAUUCCACACAGGAUACUGUUAUGGCAAUCCAAGCUCUUUCAACAGUAGCUGGAUUAUUCUCUGAACGUACAAUGAAUCUUGAUAUCAAAGUAACUCACAGCGGAGAUGAAAAUUUCGAGGAAACUUUCCAACUCUCGGACAGCAAUCAAAUCGUAUUGCAAAUGGCUCAGCUUCCUGCUGUAACAGGAGACGUUAUGAUUGAAGCCAGCGGUCAAGGAUUAGGUGACGUGCAAGUCACUGUUUGGUAUAACCUGCCUGUCGGUCCAAGAAGCGACGACACGUUUCUUUUAAACGUCAAUGUUCAAGAACAAUACCAGGAAGAAUUUGUCAGGUUACAAGUUUGUUCCAGAAUCAAUUAUGAUCGAAAAGAAAUUGUCGAUGGCACUGGAAUGUUUGUGAUAACAACAGCGCUACCUAGUGGACACACAAUCGACGAUAAAGAAGCAACGAGACAAAAUGAAAUGAAACUUGUCGAACUUGAUGGAGAUCGAAUCACAGGAUAUUUUGAUGAGCUCCGUAGGGGCGAACUGAAUUGUAUGUAUUUGGAGUUUCGUCGAUAUGCUGAAGUGACUGGAGUGAAACCACAAAUAAUGGAAGUCUAUGAUUAUUAUGAACCAGCUAAAAGAACAGCAGUUAUGUACUCACUCCCAGAAGCAGAAGGUGGCAAUGUCUGUGCAAUGUGUGGAGAAGCAUGUGUUGGAUGCCCACCAAAAUCAAAAUCGAAGCCAAUUGUUCAAGGAGAAAUUGAUGGAGAAUCAUAUUGUCAAGAUAUUAAAUUCCCUUGUCCAGAUUUCAGUGAUGGUCUCUACUAUGACACCGGUUCCCAUAUCUACAAAAUGAUGAUGAAAUAUUCCAGUGAUUCACAAUGUGCUGCACCAAAUAAUGCUGAAAACUCACAAGCGUAUAUAGGACUUCCGGGAACUCUUUUCAAUGGAGUCAACCAGUACAUUGAAUGUGGAAGGACAGACUAUUUUGAAAAAAUGCUUUCUAACAGCGAAGGAUUUACUAUUUCAAUCUUAGUUUUUCCAACUGAGCUCAAUAAACCAAAGUUAUAUGCUAUAUACUCAAUUGCAUCAGAAAAAGGAAAGCUGCCAAUCGUUAUAUUUGCAAAACGACCAAGAGUUGAUCAAUAUUGGCUCAAGAUAAGGCUUAAUGGAUAUGAGUACAUGGUCCGAUCCCUCUAUACUUACGAUAUCCCACUCGACAAAUGGACUUUGAUAACGGCAAGACUGAAUGGAGAAGCGAGUGCUGAUGUGUUUAUUAAUGGAAUAAAGAUGGGAAAGAGCUUCAGGAAGAAGCAAACCAACCAAAUGAUGGAAUCUGAUGUCACACUCAGGAUAGGAAGAUCUCACAUGGGAGGAAGGAGAAAUAGAGGUAACUGGAAAGGACUUGUUUCAUCUUUGGACAUGUGGUCCAAACCCUUGACUGACCAGCAGAUAAUGGAGCUCUACAAUUAUUAUGGCCCAGUUAUGUCCUCAUCGAACCCCAUGCUCAGCAAAUCCCAUGUCCAUCAUGUGGUACCUAUGUCACUCCGCCACUGCUUUACGACACCAUAUGGAGCAUCUUAUCUGAAGAGUAGAAGUGGUCAACUCCGUACUAGCUGCGAUGAACCGAACGGAGAUGGCAGAGACCUGAGCUUUUGGAGGUUCUACGAGCCGGACGAAUGAUGCCAUAAGCGAACCUGAUCACAAAGAUAAAAUAACGACAACUUGGACAUUGCAGUACAUUUUAUUUUGAAUUUUCAACACGAAAAUGAAUAAAAAAUUUGAACAACCAAGCCGACAAUACACAACCUUUUUAAACACUUCUAACCGAAUAAAAUUUUACAAAGCAAUAUUGGUUAUAUAUAAUCUUAAUUCAUUACUUACAUUAAUUCCUCAUACAUUACUUCAAAUGAGAAAGAUUUUGAUUCGGUAUCGCUACCUCCUUUCAAUACCAGAGCAAUUUUAUUUUACAUUUAUUUUCGCAUUGACGACUGCUUGUAUUUUGAUUAAAAAAAAUAUAUAUAUAUAUCUAUCUCUCGCUCUCAUAAAUUUUGAGUAAGUUUUAAUCGAUAUUUUCUGUAUUAUGAAUCUUUAGUUAAAGUUGUACUUCGAAAACAUUAAUUAUUUGUCAAAUGUUUAAAAUUUUUCAAAUGGAGGGGAAAAAUGAACCGACAGCUCACUUAUGAACCAGGUUGGAUUGGUGUAAUUCUCUUCUUUUUUCCGUAUAUUUUUACUGAAAAAUUGAAAUCCGCUUACCUAGUCUGGCGGGCCAUGUGAGUGUCACGUAAAAAGCUACAUUUUAUGAACAAUAUUUACAGUGUUACAAAGAAAAUGUGGAAAACAAUAAGCCUCGUGCCAAAACUAAAUUCAACCACAAUCUCAACAAAAAUCUUUGAGCUAUUUUUAGCUAAAACAUCAAAAAUUCUGGUUUCAGUUUGGUUGUAGUAGCAUCAAGCGUGCCAGAUUGAAUUAACCAACGGGCCGGAUUUGGCCCAUGUCUUCUCUAGAUGAUUGAAAUAUGUUAUUGGAUGAUUUCAUCAAAGCUUUUAUCAUGUAUAACGUACUGAUUAAAUAAAAAUGCAAACAAAAUGUACGACUAUAAUUAGGAAGCCAGAUUUUGAUAUUCAUUGCCAAGUUUAUUUUUAUUUUCAGGCUGUAAAAAUAGCCUACGGAAUUAAAAUAAAUAAGAUUGAACACACAAUUUUACAAGGCAAGGAAAGUCACUGAAACAAAAGCUGGCUCUGAUAUAUCAUUAUAAUUUAGAAGGUAGAUAGGAAGAUAAUUAUUACUUAGAUUAUUAUUAAAUAUUUAAAACGAAAUAAGCAGGGCGGAAGUUCUGGCAAGUUUCCAAAACUAAGUUUAUAAUAAUUUCAUUUCGACUCGACAUUACAGAUACUAAAAUAAUUGAUAGUCAGGAGAGAGAAUAGGUUUUAAACGUAUAGACUUGAAAGAUAUUGUCAAAUGAAGUGAUAAGUAUACACUCAAUCAUGCUAAUGAAAGUAUUACAUCCUGUUGUAACAUCGAAUAACUAAAAAAACACGAUGAAAUACUCUUUAACCCAGUUUUAAGAUUGUAAGCAUUGUUAUAAUACAGGAAUGUUAGUGCAAACAUGCUGGCAUAAUCUUAAACCGAGCUUUAAGCUUGAAAGCAUUGUGAUAUUGAAUUAAUAUACAGGAGUGAAAACAGGAUGAUGUACUUUCGGGUCUUAAGCUUGCGUGAUAUAUGGCAAAUGUUCAUGGAUUUAGAUUAGAGUAGCCUUGUAGUUUAGUGAUCUAUAUUGGCUACAAUAUGUGGAAAUUUAUCGUUUGCUCCCCCAGUUUGCAAACUGAGUUAGUAGAUUGGUUCUCAGUGAUAUAGCAAACUGAGUUAGUAGAUUGCUUCUCAGUGAUAUAGCAAACUGAGUUAGUAGAUUGGUUCUCAGUGAUAUAGCAAACUGAGUUAGUAGAUUGGUUCUCAGUGAUAUAGCAAACUGAGUUAGUAGAUUGGUUCUCAGUGAU
This is a messenger RNA of Styela clava, 3928 nucleotides long. The record is from RefSeq and is a predicted model, not a curated record. NCBI's taxonomy places the organism in Eukaryota, Metazoa, Chordata, Ascidiacea, Stolidobranchia, Styelidae.